UCUGUUCCACUAUUAACUUUAGCUCCCAUAAAUUAAAACAUAAACAAAAUGUUUAAGCUGUUUAUCUUCGCCUGUGUCCUUGCCUUCGCUGCAGCCAAGCCAGGCUAUUUGGUCGGUGACGUCGCACCGGUAGCCGCUGCCUAUACCGCUCCUAUAGCUGCGGCAUACACUGCUCCUCUUGCCUAUUCAGCCUAUUCCGCGUAUACUGCACCAGUAGCUGCCUACUCAGCCUACCCGUACGCCUCGCCCUACGCAGCUUACUACCUCCGUCGUUAA
Messenger RNA from Bombyx mandarina (wild silkworm), 276 nucleotides. RefSeq lists its product as uncharacterized. Lineage: Eukaryota; Metazoa; Arthropoda; Insecta; Lepidoptera; Bombycidae. The record is from RefSeq and is a predicted model, not a curated record.